CGGGCGGCAGGCGGGCAGGCAGGCGGGCAGGCAGGCGGCGGCCUCAGAGGGGAGACUAAGCGGUGGCGGCAGCAGUGGCGGCAGCCAGCGGCGGGGAGGCAGGCCCAGCCAGGGACUGGAGCCGGCGGCGGCUUUUCCUCACAGGGGACCAGGAGUCUGUGACCAGGCCCUCCCACUGAGGCCCAGGACCGGGAGCCCCUGGGACACCCCACCCUCCUCCGCCUUUCUCUUCCACCUGCUUCUCUCCAUCCUCCUCUCUCUCCUCCCUCUCUCUCCACCUCAUUUGCCCCCUUGUCGGCCUCUCUGGGUCUCCCAGCUCUCCAUCCUCCCCAGCCCUCCACUCCCGGGCUCUCCCCGCCCCCAGCAUGCUUUUCCCGUGGGGGCUGAGGGCUUGAGGACUCCCGGCCCUUGCCUCAACCAGGGCAGGGCCCAGGCUCCAGGGGGGAGGGGGGAAGGGGGUGGCCCCCUCCCCCAGCAGGCCCUCCCCUCCCCCACUUCUCCUGAUGGCCGGCUUCCUUUUCUCCACCCAGUCCUCGCCCCCUGUGGCCCCCCCAGGCCGGCCCGGCUAGGGGAGGGGGCGGGGGCCCUUUCCUGGGCCAGCUUCCCCCUCCCCCGGCUUUGCCUGUGCCCCCCCUUCCGUUUUCACCUUCCUCUCCUCCUUUCCUCUCUCCUUCCCCUCCAUUUGCUCCUUCCUCCUCUCCUCUCUCCCCUUCUCUCCUCCAUUUUCUCCUUUCCCCUUCCUCCCCUCCCAGGCCCGCCCUCUCCUCUUCCACCUGUCCUUCCUCCCUGCUUCUGUGGAGCUACCGUUUUGGAUUAGUUGGGGGCCACCGCCAGCGGCGGGGGAGGGGGCCCUGUGGACUGCCCUCUCCCCCCGCCCAGCCCCACCGCCACCCAACGCCGGAGCACCUCCCGCUGUCGGUCCUCGGGCCUCGAGGGAGCCCAGCCCUCCGUCCCACCAGGAUCCGUGGCGAGUGGGGGCCGCGGCAGCUGCGUCCCCAUGAGGAGGGGAGGAAGAUGCCGGCUGAGCUGCUGCUGCUGCUGAUUGUUGCCUUCGCCAGCCCCAGCUGCCAGGUGCUCUCAUCACUGCGCAUGGCUGCAAUCCUGGAUGAUCAGACAGUGUGUGGCCGCGGUGAGCGUCUGGCCUUAGCCCUGGCCCGGGAGCAGAUCAACGGGAUCAUCGAGGUCCCAGCCAAGGCCCGAGUGGAAGUAGACAUCUUUGAGCUGCAGCGGGACAGCCAGUACGAGACCACGGACACCAUGUGUCAGAUCUUGCCCAAAGGGGUUGUGUCUGUCCUCGGGCCCUCCUCCAGCCCAGCAUCUGCCUCCACUGUGAGCCAUAUCUGUGGAGAGAAGGAGAUCCCCCACAUCAAGGUGGGUCCCGAGGAGACACCCCGCCUUCAGUACCUUCGCUUCGCAUCUGUCAGCCUGUACCCCAGUAACGAGGACGUCAGCUUGGCAGUCUCCCGAAUCCUCAAGUCCUUCAACUACCCCUCUGCCAGCCUUAUCUGCGCCAAGGCUGAGUGCCUGCUGCGAUUGGAGGAACUGGUGCGUGGCUUCCUCAUCUCCAAGGAGACGCUGUCAGUGAGGAUGCUGGACGACAGCCGGGACCCCACGCCACUGCUCAAGGAGAUCCGUGAUGACAAGGUGUCCACCAUCAUCAUCGAUGCCAACGCCUCCAUCUCCCACCUCAUCCUCCGUAAGGCCUCAGAACUGGGAAUGACUUCAGCGUUUUACAAGUACAUCCUCACCACCAUGGACUUCCCCAUCCUGCAUCUGGACGGUAUUGUGGAGGACUCCUCCAACAUCCUGGGCUUCUCCAUGUUCAACACAUCCCACCCCUUCUACCCUGAGUUUGUCCGCAGCCUCAACAUGUCCUGGAGGGAGAACUGUGAAGCCAGCACCUACCCAGGCCCUGCGCUGUCAGCUGCACUGAUGUUUGAUGCCGUGCACGUGGUGGUGAGCGCUGUCCGAGAGCUGAACCGCAGCCAGGAGAUCGGUGUGAAGCCGCUGGCCUGUACGUCGGCCAACAUUUGGCCCCAUGGGACCAGCCUCAUGAACUACCUGCGCAUGGUAGAGUAUGAUGGGCUGACCGGGCGGGUCGAGUUCAACAGCAAAGGGCAGAGAACCAACUACACCCUGCGCAUCCUAGAAAAGUCCCGGCAGGGCCACCGUGAGAUUGGGGUGUGGUACUCUAACCGCACCCUGGCCAUGAAUGCCACCACCCUGGACAUCAACCUGUCGCAGACACUGGCCAACAAGACGCUGGUGGUCACAACCAUCCUGGAGAACCCGUACGUCAUGCGGCGGCCCAACUUCCAGGCCUUGUCAGGGAAUGAACGCUUCGAGGGCUUCUGCGUGGACAUGCUGCGGGAGCUGGCCGAGCUGCUGCGCUUCCGCUACCGCCUGCGGUUGGUGGAGGAUGGGCUGUACGGGGCACCCGAGCCCAACGGCUCCUGGACAGGCAUGGUUGGCGAGCUCAUCAACCGGAAGGCAGACCUGGCUGUGGCCGCCUUCACCAUCACAGCUGAGCGGGAGAAGGUCAUCGACUUUUCCAAGCCCUUCAUGACCCUGGGGAUCAGCAUCCUCUACCGAGUGCACAUGGUAUGGUUCCCCUGGAGACCAUGGGCUGCUUGCCUGUCAUGGAGGCUCGGAGGCUGCGAGUGGGAGCCAGACUUCCCCAGGACCUCAGAUGGGCCGGGCCGCAAGCCUGGCUACUUCUCCUUCCUGGACCCCUUCUCCCCUGCCGUGUGGCUCUUCAUGCUUCUUGCCUACUUGGCUGUCAGCUGUGUCCUGUUUCUAGCUGCCAGGCUGAGCCCCUACGAGUGGUAUAACCCGCACCCAUGCCUGCGCGCACGCCCCCACAUCCUGGAGAACCAGUACACGCUGGGCAACAGCCUGUGGUUUCCCGUGGGGGGCUUCAUGCAGCAGGGCUCGGAGAUCAUGCCCCGGGCGCUGUCCACGCGCUGUGUCAGCGGAGUCUGGUGGGCCUUCACCUUGAUCAUCAUCUCCUCCUACACGGCCAACCUGGCCGCCUUCCUCACCGUGCAGCGCAUGGAGGUGCCUGUGGAGUCGGCCGAUGACCUGGCAGAUCAGACCAACAUCGAGUACGGCACCAUCCAUGCUGGCUCCACCAUGACCUUCUUCCAGAAUUCACGGUACCAAACGUACCAGCGCAUGUGGAACUACAUGCAGUCGAAGCAGCCCAGCGUGUUCGUCAAGAGCACAGAAGAGGGCAUCGCCCGCGUCCUCAACUCCCGCUAUGCCUUCCUGCUCGAGUCCACCAUGAACGAGUACCACCGGCGCCUCAACUGCAACCUCACCCAGAUUGGGGGACUCCUCGACACCAAGGGCUACGGCAUCGGCAUGCCGCUGGGCUCCCCGUUCCGGGAUGAGAUCACACUGGCCAUCCUGCAGCUUCAGGAGAACAACCGGCUGGAGAUCCUGAAGCGCAAAUGGUGGGAAGGGGGCCGGUGCCCCAAGGAGGAGGACCAUCGAGCUAAAGGUUUGGGCAUGGAGAACAUUGGUGGCAUUUUUGUCGUACUCAUCUGUGGCCUCAUCAUUGCUGUCUUCGUGGCGGUCAUGGAAUUCAUAUGGUCCACACGGAGGUCAGCAGAGUCCGAGGAGGUGUCGGUGUGCCAGGAGAUGCUGCAGGAGCUGCGCCACGCCGUGUCUUGCCGCAAGACGUCGCGUUCCCGCCGGCGCCGGCGCCCGGGUGGCCCGAGCCGGGCCCUGCUGUCGCUGCGCGCAGUCCGCGAGAUGCGCCUCAGCAACGGCAAGCUGUACUCGGCCGGCGCGGGCGGGGAUGCGGGCGGCGCGCACGGGGGCCCGCAGCGCCUCCUGGACGACCCGGGACCCCCCAGCGGAGCCCGACCCGCUGCCCCCACCCCCUGCACCCACGUGCGCGUCUGCCAGGAGUGCCGGCGCAUCCAGGCGCUGCGGGCCUCGGGGGCCGGCGCGCCCCCGCGUAGCCUGGGCGCCCCCACCGAAGCUACCAGCCCGCCCCGGCCGCGGCCUGGCCCCGCCGGUUCCCGGGAGCUGGCAGAGCACGAGUGACCACGGGCGGGGCCGUUCGGGCGCCCGAACUGACCGCAGGGACGGGGUCUGCCCCAGGCCCCAGCAGUCCCCGCUCCCCCAGCGGGCGCGGGACAGGCCUUGUGCGCCGGCGCCCCGGACGUCGCGAUUUUGCCUUUGGUUCCCGGUGAAGUCCGAGGCCCGGCUCUGGAGCCCGCCUGCGCCCCGCAGUGGACUCACAAGAGGGUGCCGCGGGUGAGAAGGGCGCAGGAACCGAGGACUCCAGGGGCUGGGGACUUCGGGGGCCGCUCUGGGAAGCGGAAAGCAGUCAGCGGGGAGGACCCCAUUCUGGAACUGCUCAGGCUCCCCAAGACUUGAUGCAGCCCCCCACGCUUCUGGAGGUGGGGAGGGCCUCUGGACAGAUGGGUGUCCCCUGGUGCCCCUCCACUCUUCUCUUCCUCUCUUUUUUGGGGGGAGAAACCUCGGAAUUUCUAUGAGACCCCCCAGGGAGGGGGUCAGUUGGGCCCCCAUCCCUCCCCUUGCCACAUCUCAGCCCCUGUUGGAAUAAAAAAAAGAACAAAACCCCAGAACUGGG
This is a messenger RNA of Chlorocebus sabaeus (green monkey), 4606 nucleotides long. It is a transcript of the gene GRIK5, whose product is annotated as glutamate ionotropic receptor kainate type subunit 5. The record is from RefSeq and is a predicted model, not a curated record. Lineage: Eukaryota; Metazoa; Chordata; Mammalia; Primates; Cercopithecidae. Gene Ontology annotation, biological process: monoatomic ion transport. Gene Ontology annotation, cellular component: membrane. Gene Ontology annotation, molecular function: ligand-gated monoatomic ion channel activity; signaling receptor activity.